Molecule: messenger RNA, 1088 nt
Organism: Phragmites australis (common reed)
Lineage: Eukaryota; Viridiplantae; Streptophyta; Magnoliopsida; Poales; Poaceae
Exons: 2
Coding region: 114-1088 (324 amino acids)
Biological process (GO): transmembrane transport
Cellular component (GO): membrane
Molecular function (GO): transmembrane transporter activity
Source: RefSeq, a predicted model, not a curated record
UGUUCUGUAUCCACAUUGCAAUAAAUUCUCUAGUUCUUUAUUGGAAAAAAAUGUACAAAGUUUUUCCGUGCUCCAGGACGUGAUCAGGUUGGCGCGUGAGUGUGGGAGGAGGAAUGGGGAGCCAAGCGGCGGGGCAGCGGCGGCAAUGGACACUGUGUCUGGUGACCGUGGUGGCGCUGCUGGAGAGCGCGGACGAGGCGCUGCUGCCGGCGGUGUACAGGGAGGUGGGCGCGGUGCUGGGCGCGUCGCCCACCUUGCUGGGCUCAAUCACGCUGUGCCGUGCGGUGGUGCAGGCCAUGUGCUACCCGCUCGCGACCUGCGCAGCGGCGCGCUACGACCGCGCGCGCGUUGUCGCCGCUGGAGCCUUUCUCUGGGCCGUGGUGAACAUGCUCGUGGGCGCCUCGGACACCUUCGUACAGAUGGCGAUCGCGAGGGUCCUCAACGGCGUCGGGCUGGCGCUCGUGCUGCCAGCUGUCUACGCGCUGGUCGCCGACUACAGCGACGACGCCACGCGCGGCUCCGCCUUCGGGUGGGUGUACAUGGCACAAGGCAUGGGCGCCGUCAUGGGGAGCUCCCUCGGCGUGCUGCUGGCGCCCAUGAGCUUCCUCGGCGUCCCCGGUUGGCGGCUAGCAUUCUACACCGUCGCUCUCGUCAGCAUCUCGGUCGCUGUCUUGACGUGGCUGUUCGCCAGCGACCCCAGGACCAGUAGCACGAAGGCCACAGCCACGGUGGCGGAGCUUGUCCGAGAAGCCAAAGACGUGGUGAGUGUGCCGACGUUCUGGAUAAUCGUGGCGCAGGGGGCGGCCGGAUCGGUGCCGUGGUCGGCGCUCAGCUUCGCUGUCAUGUGGCUGGAGCUCGUGGGGUUCACGCACUGGGAGACCACCGUGAUUACCAACCUGAACUGCCUCGCCAAUGCUCUCGGCGCGCUGUUUGCGGGGUUCGUCGGGGACCCCGUGGCGCGGCGGUUCCCCGACACGGGCCGGGGAUACUAUUACAGUAUCCCCUAUCACUAUUACAGCAUCCAUCAAUCCCUCCAUCUUCAGCAGCUACUUUAUAUCUCAUCCACUAUCUUCUCUCCCCUAUAUUAA